AUGGUGGCGCUGUGCGAGCGUAACAUAUGCGUUUCUGGGAGCUUCACCCUGCGCGUGGCUUAAGCCGGUGUGGGUAGAGAUUUCAGACAGACUGGUAGGGAUUUUGACUUAAGAGAUGGCUCUGAGUAAAUCAAUGCAUGCAAGAAAUAGAUACAAGGACAAACCUCCUGACUUUGCAUAUCUGGCAUCCAAAUACCCAGAUUUUAAGCAGCAUGUUCAGUUAAAUCUGAAUGGAAGAGUGAGUCUUAAUUUUAAAGACCCUGAAGCAGUCAGAGCUCUGACUUGUACUCUCCUAAGGGAAGAUUUUGGACUUUCAAUUGAUAUUCCACUGGAGAGACUAAUUCCCACAGUUCCCUUGAGACUCAACUAUAUUCAUUGGGUAGAAGAUCUGAUAGGUCAUCAAGACUCUGACAAAAGUACUCUCCGAAGAGGAAUUGACAUAGGUACUGGAGCAUCUUGCAUCUAUCCUUUACUUGGAACAACCUUGAAUGGCUGGUAUUUUCUUGCAACUGAAGUAGAUGAUAUGUGCUUCAACUAUGCAAAGAAAAAUGUGGAACAGAAUAACUUAUCUGAUCUCAUAAAAGUGGUGAAAGUACCACAGAAGACACUCUUGAUGGAUGCUCUUAAAGAAGAAUCUGAGAUAAUUUAUGACUUUUGCAUGUGUAACCCUCCCUUUUUUGCGAAUCAAUUGGAAGCCAAGGGAGUAAAUUCUCGAAAUCCUCGAAGACCUCCACCUAGUUCUGUAAAUACAGGUGGUAUCACAGAGAUCAUGGCAGAAGGAGGUGAAUUAGAAUUUGUUAAAAGGAUCAUCCAUGACAGUUUACAACUUAAAAAAAGACUCAGGUGGUAUAGUUGUAUGCUGGGAAAGAAGUGUAGCCUGGCUCCUCUGAAGGAAGAACUUCGUGUACAAGGGGUUCCUAAAGUCACAUAUACUGAAUUCUGUCAAGGUCGGACAAUGAGAUGGGCUUUAGCUUGGAGUUUUUAUGAUGAUGUAACAGUACCAUCACCACCAAGUAAGCGAAGAAAAUUAGAGAAGCCAAGGAAACCCAUUACAUUUGUAGUGUUGGAAUCUGUGAUGAAAGAAUUAUCUCUCAAAGCCUCAUCAUUAGGUUCCGAGACAACGGAAGGCAUAGUAGUUGUGACAACAUGGAUUGAAAAAAUUCUCACCGAUCUCAAGGUCCAACAUAAAAGAGUUCCCUGUGGAAAAGAGGAAAUUAGCCUUUUCCUAACAGCCAUAGAAAAUUCAUGGAUUCAUUUAAGGAGAAAGAAAAGAGAACGAGUGAGACAAUUGAGAGAAGUUCCCCGAGCUCCUGAAGAUGUCAUCCAAGCCUUGGAAGAGAAAAAGUCUCCUCCCAAAGAGUCUGGCAGUAGCCAGGAUUUGGCCAAGGGCCCCCAGGAGAGUGCCCUGUGUGGGCCUGCUCCACUGGAAGGCGAGCCUGUCACAGUUGAGGGCCAUGGCCCAAACCAGGAGGUGCUGUCCCAGGAUGAAAACCCAGAAGUCAUGGAGGAUGAAAGGAGUGAGGAGAAGGGAGGGGUGGGAGCUUUGGAAAGUUGUAAAGGCUCUGGCAAUGGAUCCCAGGACCGAGAGACUUUUGAGCACCUCAGCAACCCAGUGUCUGAAAAAGGGAAUCAUCUCCAGAGGGUGGCUGGACAUUACCUCUUUAAGUGUUUGAUAAACAUUAAGAAGGAGGUGGAUGAUGCCUUAGUUGAAAUGCACUGGGUUGAAGGCCAGAACAGGGAUUUGAUGAACCAGCUUUGUACCUAUAUACGAAACCAAAUUUUCAGGCUUGUUGCUAGUUAACUCCAAACUUUUUGCAUAGUUGUGAGAGUUUCUAUAUAUAAAGCCAUUUGUUUUGGAAUGACCAGUGGGGUAGCAAGAGGAAUUCUACCAUUGGCCCACUGGUAGCAUUAAUAGAAUUACCUUAAGAAAAAUGGAAAAAAUUAGCCCAUUUUAAAUACAAGUGUCCUCUAAUUUCCUCCUCCCUCCCCCCCCCUUUUUUUUUAAAUUACAAAGUAUUGUAAUCUGGCAGCUCAGGGAGGAAGAAUUGUGGUUAUCAGCAUCCACAGAAAACAUCAGUAAACCUGACUUAAACAGGCCACCUUAUCUUGAGACUGAUUGUCUGAAACCAAAAGGAUUUUUUUUUGGAGUCUGGUCUGAGUUAGAACAUCAUGCUCACUCCUACCCAUCAUUCCUCCUCAAAGUGGAUAGCUUUCCCAUCCUCCAAAUGGAGGCAGUAUAACCCAGGGCAAAUAGGCCUUGUGCCCUCUUCUGGACUCAUCUUCAAGGCUGAAGACUUCUCUGGGUACCUAUGAUUAGUUACCCCUGCAUCAGUCUUGAGAAAGGAACUGGCCCAGCAGUGGGUGGUAGGAGAGAAAAACCCUAAUAUUGCCAGGAGUAAGUACUGAUCCGGCAAGCGCCUGGCUGCAUCACAUACCUGACUUAUGUCUGUUUUAGUGUUACUUAUUUCAGAAACAGAAUUAGGUAAGCAAAAUACCCAGGUGUAUUUGAAAUACAACAGAAUGAAACCAUACCCUUACCUCUAACUUGUCAAAAAUACCAUUUUGCCACAAUUUUCCAGCUGUAUGACUUAACUUGCUUUCAUGUCUGAAGUGGAGGUCAGUUUUGUCUUUAAUGUACAAAAGAGCAUUGGGAUGGAAAACUCUUAGUUCUUUUUGAAUCCUGGCGUGGGGAAAAUAUUUUUCUUGGCAUUGACUAGACAAUGAUCAGUGAUAAAAGUAAAAAAUGGAGCAACAAGGCUACGUGCAGUAGGUUGCUUAAGAAAGGUUCAUCUGUUGGCAGAGAAAUGGUAAUUGAUCAAAUUCUGUUUACUUCUGGCUUCUGUUGUAAUUCCCUCUGUUGAUGUAUAUCUUUAACAGAGAAGACUGAGGCUAAGGAAAUCAUGUUCUUACACAUGUUUAUAAUUGGAAUGUCAGAGCUCAACAGGAAUGUCUCUUGGAAAGGAAUCCUUUUCUUAUUCUUGUAGACUAAGUCUGCUGUGCUGGCUUUCGCAGCUUGAUUUUACACCAGCAGCCGAGGGUUCUGUUUAGAGGGAAAUCUUUGAGUGUGGUGCCAGAGCGCCUUGCCAUUUUCUAAGCCUGGGGUUGAGUAGAUACGCCAUCUUUUUUUGAGAGGUGGCUCUUGGUUAGAACAGAAAGGUGAUGACUUGGUCAUAUCUUGGCAGCAGCUAGAGCAGACUUUGAACAAAGAUAGAGGAAAUGAAAAUAUUUCCCUUAGCAUUGGAGACAGAUGUAAAAGAGAACAUGUUUAGCCCUUGCACCUUCCAAAAAUCCGUAAAUCUCUCGGCUCUGUGAGUAACGUGUUCAAGCCCUCCCUGCCACCCUUGGAAGGAAGGGGUCUUUGUGGUGCGGGGGGGUCGGCAGCCAGGUGAGGAUUAAGAACCAUUAUACUCUCCAGCCUCUCAUUUGAUAGAGAAAACCAUUUCCAGGGGUACAUAGAACUAAGAUUCAGUCCCAGGCCCUGGAGUCCAUUGUACCAAUGGAAGAAUAAUCUCUGUCCACCUAUAGUGUACCAGCCAUGCUUGCCUCUCAUGACUAUCACGUCUUGACUCCUGCUGAAUCAUGCUGAAUCCAAAUCUAUUUUCUUUCUUAAUAAAAUUUGAGGAUGAUUGAGUUUAAGUAGUACCUAUUUAUUUUAUAGUCAAUAUGAAUUGUUUGUUUAUUUGACCAUAAAAGAAUGAAACCAUAUCCUUACCUUGAUACCCAUGCUGGAUAGAUACUGGGAAAAUGAGAGUCAAAGGGCAAACCAGUAAUGAAAUCGCCCCUAGCCUCAGCCUUGUCAUCUACAAGCAUUGUUGGUAUUUCAGUGUUUCCUUCUAAUCUCUGUAUAGAUAGGGUGUGAGUGAGUGGAUUUAACUUUGGUUGUACAAAUGCUGUAUGUUCAGUUUUACAUCAUUUUUCUCAUUUAAUGUCUUGUAUUUUCCCAGGUUAUAAGAGUAGUAUAUUUAUUUAUACUCUUUGGCUGUUAAAAAUGUUUUCCAGACAUGAUGUUAGCCUUUGAGAUUCCCAGAGAAUAUUCUGUAUAAUUAGAGGCACGAAAGAUGUGUUAUUUCUUUGUGUGUUUCACUGCCUCAGGUUUAAGACUUGCUAUUAUGGACGAUUUUUGUAGGUGUUACGCUAAUGCUCUUAAAAUUAAAAAGGUAUGUGACAAGGAAUUUCUCCA
Condylura cristata (star-nosed mole) is the source of this 4180-nucleotide messenger RNA. It is a transcript of the gene METTL16, whose product is annotated as methyltransferase like 16. Bases 116 to 1801 code for a protein of 561 amino acids. Gene Ontology annotation, molecular function: 23S rRNA (adenine(1618)-N(6))-methyltransferase activity. Gene Ontology annotation, biological process: rRNA base methylation. NCBI's taxonomy places the organism in Eukaryota, Metazoa, Chordata, Mammalia, Eulipotyphla, Talpidae. The transcript has 10 exons. The record is from RefSeq and is a predicted model, not a curated record. Gene Ontology annotation, cellular component: nucleus.